GCCUUGGUCCCGCAGCCCCAUGCCCCCAAAUUACCUACUUAUAUCACUACUAUAUAUCAAAGCUCUUAGCCCCCAUCCUCGCUCCUCCCCUAGUUGAGUAUGGGGUCGAAGGUAAUUUGGGCAUGCUUCAUUUUGACAAAUGGGGGAUAAAAGCUUUACACAUUUUACUCAAAAAAAAAAAACAUUCAUUUUCAAAAGGACGAAAGUGCCCAUUUUUAUUAUUAUUAAUUUUUGAAGACACCAUUUUUUAUUAUUAUAAUGGGAUAUGCCCUACAAUUUAUCUAGAUGGAGUGUACCCAAAUAGGUUCAUCACACGACUAAAUGACGAAAAUAACCCUCACACACGAAUAUUCUCUCUUGUUUUGGGUGUAAGCACGGGUUUAGCACCUCAACUCAGCGGCCCAUUACCGUUACGUGAAAAUUUGGAAAUCCUCUCUCCGUUCCAUAUUUCCAUUCCAUUCCUCUCCGCCUCCCUAUCUAUCUAUUCCCAGAAGUCCAGAACAUGUAAAACGCUUAUGCGCAUAUCUUCAAACGCAAUCCAACGCUACUUCUUCCUUCUUCUUCUGCUUCACCUUUAGAAUGCUCGCUCUCUUUUCUUCGACCAAUCUAGAACAGAAGAUCUGAAUCACAGAGGAAAGGAAACGCCUUCUUUAAAAUAUUGUUUUCUUCGUCAGUCGGCGUUCGAGGUAGAAAACCUUUCCCUCUCCCUCAUUGUGAGACAGAAGAGUAAAGAUUCUAAUUGAUUGGCUUUGUAAAGAAUAUUUUGUAGAAAGAGGGGCACUUUCAAAAUCAAUAAGAUUGUAUACUCCAUCAUACAAGCCAUCAUUCUCCAAUGAGAAUCAAUUGAUUCUGUUAUAGGAACCUUGUCAUGUCCGGAUUAAUUGAAGGUCUCCCUGAUGCAGUUGUUCUCCAGUGCCUUGCUCGGGUGCCUUAUUACCUCCAUCCUAAGUUGAAGCUUGUCUGCCGUUCAUGGAGAGCCGCUCUUAGCAGUCCUGAACUCUUGAAGGCCCGGCAUGAGGUUGGGGCAUUGGAGGAGCUUUUGUGUGUUUCUGCAUUUGAGCCAGAAAAUUUGUGGCAGCUAUAUGAUCCCCUCCGAGACCUCUGGAUGACCAUUCCUGUAUUACCCUCAGAAAUAAGGCAUCUUGCACACUUCGGCGUUGUCUCUGUUGGGGGAAAACUGUUUGUGCUUGGUGGGGGAAGUGAUGCUGUUGACCCAUUGACAGGUGAUCAGGAUGGCAUCUUUGCAACCGAUGAGGUUUGGUCUUAUGACCCCAUUCUCCACCACUGGACCCGGAGAGCUUCUAUGCUGGUCCCCCGUGCCAUGUUUGCAUGUUGUGUGCUGGAAGGAAAGAUUGUAGUUGCAGGUGGUUUCACCAAUUUCCGUAAGUCGAUCUCCAAGGCUGAAAUCUAUGACCCAGAGAAGGACACUUGGGUCCCUAUGCCUGAUCUCCGUCUUACUCACAAUUCAGCCUGCACCGGGGUGGUGAUCAGCGGUAAGGUGCACGUUUUACACAAGGGGCUAUCAACAGUGCAGGUUUAUGAGAAUUCUGAGUGCAGGUGGGCAGUCGAGGAUUAUGGAUGGCUCCAAGGUCCAAUGGCUGUGGUCCGUGGGGAGCUGUAUGUAUUAAGUCACGGAGUUAUUUUCAAGCAGUAUAAGGAGCAAAGGUUGAGGAAGGUGGUGGCAUCAGCAAUGGACUUCCAAAGUAGAUUUGGAUUUGCAAUGAUUGGAUUGAGGGAUGAGCUCUACAUCGUUGGUGGGGUGAUUGGACCAGGCCGUUGGAAUGUGGACAUCAAGCCGCUAUCUGAUGUGGAUGCUCUAAUGGUUGGGACUGAGAGGGCAACUUGGCGCAGGGUGACGCCCAUGACACAAUGUCAUGGUUCUAUACUCGGCUGUACGGUGCUGAGGAUUUAGGUCUAAACUUGUCAUAUUGACGUACUGCAACUAAUGUGCUCUUCUGGUUCUGGGUUUUAAUCCUUACGGUUGGAAGAUGGAGAUGUAGUGGACUUUGAAGUUUGAACGUCAGCUUCUAUAUUGUUUAUAAACGGUUCUUUAGCUUUUCUUGGUGUUGAAUGGUGUAUAAGAAUUGAGAGAUUGAUAUUCAAUGAAGCUACAGGCCUUCAUCCUACAAGUUCACUA
Nelumbo nucifera (sacred lotus) is the source of this 2137-nucleotide messenger RNA. Its product is annotated as F-box/kelch-repeat protein SKIP30. NCBI's taxonomy places the organism in Eukaryota, Viridiplantae, Streptophyta, Magnoliopsida, Proteales, Nelumbonaceae. The record is from RefSeq and is a predicted model, not a curated record. Gene Ontology annotation, molecular function: protein binding.